Messenger RNA from Bacidia gigantensis, 1695 nucleotides. RefSeq lists its product as uncharacterized. Gene Ontology annotation, cellular component: GID complex. NCBI's taxonomy places the organism in Eukaryota, Fungi, Ascomycota, Lecanoromycetes, Lecanorales, Ramalinaceae. The transcript is spliced from 6 exons. Bases 1 to 1695 code for a protein of 564 amino acids. The record is from RefSeq and is a predicted model, not a curated record. Gene Ontology annotation, biological process: proteasome-mediated ubiquitin-dependent protein catabolic process. Gene Ontology annotation, molecular function: protein binding.
AUGACACACGAGCUUCCUAUUAAUUCCAUCGGUACUCAUCGUCACGUCAACGGGUCAUCACGCGUGCCCCAGAAGAAUGGAGUCGCUAACGGCACCAACGGCCAUUCCACGGAGACUAAUGGCAUCGAAACUUCACAUGCGAAUGGUUAUUCGCCAUCAAAACUCAAGAAGAGGAGUAAAGACUUCUUUGGUCACGAUAGAGAAGAGGUUACGAGACUACUCAUACAAGGAUUAGAGGACCUUGGCUAUGAUGAAGCGGCAGAGAGACUCGGGCAAGAGAGUGGCUAUCAAAUUGAGAGUCCAUCCGUAGCAGCUUUCCGACACGCAGUACUUGAAGACGAUGCGGAUCCAGACUUAAUCAAAUUUUUGAUACGAGAACAGAAGUAUGUCGAACUAUUAAAGCGGAAUUCGAGGACACAAGCACUCACGGUCCUUCAAACGGAGCUGCAACCAUUGAAUUAUGACACGAGGCGCCUCAAUGUACUAUCAGGAUACAUGGUUUCAGAUCCUUCGGGAGACUUGACUUGGACCACAAUCUUAGAUGGCCGUCAGAAGCUGCUCUCCGAACUAUCUAAAUUUGUUUCUCCGUCUGCUAUGAUACCCCAACAUCGACUUGCGGGUCUCCUUGAUCAAGUCCAUCGAGGCCAGAUAUCGCAGUGUUUGUAUCACAACCCGAUAAGCUCAAGACCUACCUCGCUUUUUACUGACCACAAGUGCGAUCAAAAUGAAUUCCCCUUACGGUCACCCAUAGAACUGACUCAGAGUGACGGCGAAGUUUGGUACGUCGAGUUCUCUCACAACGGUAAAUUCCUUGCCGCUUGCGGGCAGUCUCGCACUGUCGUUGUGUAUGAUACCCAUACGUUUGAUGUUCGGCACAAACUCUCCGAGCAUAGUGAUAACGUUCUGUACUUGAGCUGGAGUCCGAAUGACUCCAAGCUUAUCACUUGUGGCCGAGACGCAAAAGCCAGAAUGUGGGACAUGAUAUCUGGUCGUUGUAUAUUAAUUGUAGAUCACCAAGAACAAGGUGUUUCCAGUGCUGCAUGGACACCUGACGGUAAUUACUUCGUUACUGGAGCGCUCGAUAAACACGCCCAGCUUUGCCUUCGUCCGGCAGACGGCCGAGGGGAGCCAUUCAACUGGCCGACAGCCUUGAGGACCCAAGAUUGUGCUAUAACACCUAACGGCCAAAAGCUGGUGGUCAUGUCUACUGAGAAUUAUAUUACGGUCUAUGACAUACCCAGUAGGCGGGAGGAAUACAGCAUAAAGGUUGCCCACCGAAUGACAUGCAUAAGCGUGAGCCGUGACUCGAGGACGAUGCUCGUGAACAUGGCCAACGACGAGGUACAUCUAAUUGACAUUGAAAGUGCCGACAUUGUUCGGAAAUACUUCGGCCAAGAGCAAGGUGGUUUCAUCAUCCGAAGUGCCUUUGGUGGCGCAGACGAGGGUCUCGUAAUCAGUGGUAGCGCAAAUUCCAAAGUCUACAUAUGGCACAAGGAGAAUGGUACCCUGAUCGAGACGCUCGCCGGUCACGCUUAUGGAUGCGUCAAUGCUGUGUCCUGGAACUUUGCAAAUCCCACAAUGUUUGCAUCAGGAGGCGACGAUAAGAAAGUCCGGAUAUGGACCAAAGACCCCAAACCAUCGUCCUUACUGCGAAGACGAGUCAGUUCACAAUCCUCACAUCGCCAUACCUACUAG